Molecule: messenger RNA, 6915 nt
Organism: Gambusia affinis (western mosquitofish)
Lineage: Eukaryota; Metazoa; Chordata; Actinopteri; Cyprinodontiformes; Poeciliidae
Gene: lurap1
Product: leucine rich adaptor protein 1
Exons: 2
Coding region: 456-1526 (356 amino acids)
Biological process (GO): positive regulation of cytokine production; positive regulation of canonical NF-kappaB signal transduction
Source: RefSeq, a predicted model, not a curated record
CUCUCCUCUCGCACUCUGCGGCUGCUGCUGGUCGCUGUCAUCAUGCAGGUGGAAUCUGCGCAGUGUGCUUCAGAAUAAAAAUCUUUGACAGGGACGCCACGACUUCUCUGAGCUGCCAGUCAGCUGGACUCCUGACAUCAAACCGCCGUGGAGGAAGAAGCAACAAGACAAGAGACAAACCGACAAAUUGGAUUUUUUACCCACUUGCACCAUUUACCUGCCUAAGUUAGCAAUAUAUUUAAAUUUGGAUUAAGAUCUCUUUAAAUUUUUACUCUGCGCGGAAUAAUAAAGCGCUGUUGAGUUGUUACAAAGUGUUUUCCUCUCUUGGCGCAGUCCAGCACAGCUCAGCGGGAGUCGUGGAGGAUGUCAUCAAGUCCUAAAGGAAAUGAAAGUCCCAAACAGACCAGAAGGACGUAAUCUUUUGGGAAUAUCUUCUCUUUGCACGCGCCGGUGCGAUGGAUGAAAGCACUGCCAGCGACACCAUCCCAGAUCUGAAAGACAUAGAGACAAAAAUCGGCCGGAAGACUCCCGAGGGUUUGCUCAGGUGGAUGAGAGAAGAUGCGUCCUCUCUCAGGGGAGAAACCAAACUGGCCGCCCCUCAGGACACCAGUAAGGACACUGGGAAGAAGAGUUUGGAUGAAAAGAUUAGGAAGCUCAGGAUGGAGAUGGCUUAUCUUCGCUCAGUGGAUGUCAAGAUUUUGCAACAGUUACUGGCGGUCCAUGAGGGCAUCGAGGCACUGAAAUGGCUGAUGGAGGAGCGCAGCACACUAACCAGUCACUGCAGCAGCCUGACCAGCAGUCAGUACAGUUUGGGUGAGGGCCCCGACACGUCUUGGAGGGGUUCCUGGAGCAGCCUGCAGGACCCUACUAAUGACAAGCUAGACAACAUCUCUAUUGGCAGCUACCUGGACACUCUGGCUGAUGACAUGGAUGAGUACUGCCCCUCCAGCUCAGAGUCUGUGAUUUGCUCCACCACACCACUAGUUUCAGAAGCUACACCCAAGAGCAACACAACCGGAGCCCCAGGAGUGUCUGGAGCUGGAGCUGCUGUGGGAGCUAGGUCAAGUAAUGGAGAUGGGAAUCAGAUUCGAACUGGGACAAGUGACAAAGAAAUGUUAGGGGGACCUGGGUUUACCAGUGCCGUCACUGGGCCUGGAGGUAGUGAAGCUGGAAUAUUAGGAGCUCCUGUCAGGUUUCCCCAAGUCAAGACAAACAGCUCCAAGGAAAACACUCCAGUCCGAACCAAGCCUGCAGAGAUGGAUAAGGACAGCCCAGUUUUAAAAGACGAUGCCAAAACACAAAUGCUUAAGGUCAAUGGUGUUCUGGAAAAAACAGCAACACAGACAGGCAGCCCGACUCGCAAAGGCGUCCCUGACAAACUGGGAACCAGACAGAGCCCCAAAGCCAAACAGUACAAAAACGGAAAGAUCGACUUGGAUACAUGCAAAAUGAAUGGCAAAAUGCACCUGGAGUAUGAUGCUCACUGGCGAUGGGUGCAGUCACAGGAAGAUGUGACGUUUUUGUAAAAAAGGACCAUCACAUUGAACUACCAUAUUAAAUGACAACAACAUUGUUCCCUCUGCACUGACUUUUCUAGAAAACAUUGAUGUCACCAUUUAACAGGAUUUGAUCCAAUUAUUUUUGCCAAAGAGGGAUGCCUCACUCAAAUAUAGGAAAAUUACUUUGAAAAUUCAGUACCAGAGUCUUUCUCAGGAUAUUUUUCGUAGGCCCUAAUUUUAAUUUGAGAUGUAUAUUUUUUAAUUUUUCUGUAGAAAAAAAAGCACAGUGACAUGAUUUGCCAGAGAGCUGAAACAUUAUUGCAGAUUCUGUGACGUGCCAGUGAUUUCAAAAUUUUCUUGUUUAUAAAUUUGUCUCCCUUUAAUUCUUCCUCAAUAAUGUUAUUGAGAAUCUAUUACUGACCUGGACAUGGUUGUCUUUUUAAAACAGAUUUAGGUUGGGAGUCAUAAAAAUCUCUUUUCAGAUUCUUCUCAUGACCAUUUGCCGGGGUCUUAUCCCUUGAGACUGGACAUUUCAAAACAAUGGCACUAGCGUAGUUAAAUGUACUAGAUUUAAAAAAGAUAAAAAUCCAACAUAAAUUGGCUCCUUUUUAUACAAUAGAUUUACACAAAAUAUGCUGUACAAAUGUAUUUAUGCAUAAAUGGCCUUGUCCAGUAAUUACAUACCACAUUAGUGCAUUUUACCAAAAUGUGCAGUGCAAGUGAUUAAUAUAAAAUUUGUGCGCAUGUUACUACCUAAAACAUUCCUCUAACGAACAGAAACUUUUAAUGUUAAAAAAAAAUCCACCAAGGUUUGAAAAAGUAAAAAAAAAAAAAAAUACCACAAAUAGUUUUGUCAUUGUACAGUCUUGCUUCAGUGCAACCAUCUACAAUAAUGUAAAUUUACAAUACAGCUACUCUGCGCAUCUGUUAUUAGUGGUGUCUGACUCUGUGAAAACCCUGAAUAUAGCCUUUUUUCAGUUUUAUGCAAUGAAGAAGUUGUGCCUCUUUAGUGUGAUGUUUAACAGCAAAAUCCUGUAUUUUUCCUAAGAUGAUUGCACUGUCGUCAUGACAGCUUGAAUGCCUUAGUUCGUUUUGUUUUUUUAACCACGCCUUUGCCUCUGCUAGUGUGUCCAGAUAUACUGUAGCUAGACCAGGAGUCUGUGCUUUCGAGUGUCAAUUGGUGAAUGUGUUGCAUGCCAGGUGCUGAAAGCUUUAGUAGUUGAUUUGUGGGGAUGGUGUGGAAGAUUGAACAAUCAAGAAAAGCAAUAUAUUUUUUUAACUCUUAUUCAGCAAAAGAAAUCCAAUAAUACAAUCUUUCUUGGAUGGCAAUGUUACUUAUGAGCCAGAAGAAAACAGAUGAGUCCCAAAGUUUUGAAAAAGCUUUUGACUCAUCCAUCACAUUGUUGCUAUUCCUCCAGUCAGUCAGCAGUUAAACAUCCUGAUGCUGCAGGGCUGGCGAACAGAGCUGGGCAUCUUUCAUUAUGUACGCAUAAUAUUUAGUCUAAUCAGUAAAAAUAUUUUUACAAUACUGCCCACUUGGUAAUCAGUUAACCUGAAGUUAUUAUUUUAAUACUGUGGGAGGAACCUGGAGUACCCAGCAAAGAACCCACACAUUCACUGGGAACAUGCAAACGGUUGCUAAAAGACCCCAGGAUGGGAUUUUAAACCAAUAUAUGUAUAAAUAUAUAUUUUAAAUAAGAUAAAUGUAAAAUAAGAGCACUCAAGACAAAGGAAAGCUCUGACUCCAGCGUUGUUACUCUGCUUCCCAAAAUAACAGAAUGUUUUUCUCCCAACAAUUGUAUCACUGGAAUAUUAGCAAACCAUGCAGUGACAGUCUUGCUUUUUUCUAUUUAUUGAAUAUGUGCUUCAGUACUUAUAGUUCCCACAACAACCUCUGUAUUCCUAAAAUCCAUAUUUUAAACAUCUGGUGGCAGGAAUUAAAGUUAAAAUGUUCACAUCUACAUCUAAAAUAUUGACAUCUACAGUCAACUGUUCUUUCUUACAUUUGGAAAGAAAGAUCUUGAAUUGUACUUAUGGUGGGAGUUAUUGGACUUUAUUCUGUAUCUCUGAAAUAAAACUAUUGAAAUUCUGAUGGGCCAUUUAACUAUCCAGGGUAUAUACCACCGUCAGCAGCCUUUGCUUAAAAAGACUAAAACAAAAGUGUCAUCUAAAAAGUAUCAUCAAGUAACAACAUUCCAAAGUUGUCACUGUGAUAAGAAAAUACAUUUGGCAAAUGUUUUAAAGAUAUUGUUGAAAAACUUAGUAACUUAUUAUCUUUUCAUCUGAGCCACAGGAGUGUUUUCUCUCCUCCUAACUUUCUUUUUAUCCCACUUUCCCACCUACCCAUAGUAGUAGGAUGGAAAUGUUUAGUCUGUGCCAACAAACAUUAUGUACACACAAUGGUCUCUCAUUGGAGACAGCUCCAUAAAGCCACUAGAGACAAGUAAAAAAAAGCGUGCUCUAACGUGGCCCUGAACUCUUAAACAAAUAACCCUAAAAGAACCCCACUCACCCCUCUUUUCUCUUUAAAUACAAUACACACAACUUCAACCCUGGUGAUGUUUUCAUUCACAAUACAAAAAUGAAGUCGAAUGAAACGGUAGUUGCUUUUAACAUAUGUGCUGGAUGAAAAGCAAUAAAAACAAGGGAUGCCUGUGCGACCUCUUUGUGGUUUUGUUUCCAUAUGAACUGAGGUUUGAGUUUUAAAAAAAUAGCACAGUGAACCAAGCUGUAAAACUCAUUACAUCACUACAUGGUGUGUCUUUAAGUGGAUACACUGCAGCCCACGAUGGGUUUAAUGUGUUUUCUCUAGUCAGAUCCAGUUUAGAUUUGAAAAAUUGGAAUCAUUUUUAGUUCAACUCAUGGCAGAAAUUUAAUGAGUGCAAAUGAUGCAAGGAGGAGCUACUUGUGCUCUGUUAUUUUAGGAGGGGAAAUGACAGCGCAGACCGUUGUCUUUUCAGGCAAAUCUGAAAUAAAUCUGAGAUCUUAUUUCUUUUUGAAUAUAUUAAGCACUGUCUAAAUGUUCUGGAUUUCUUAAAUGCUCACUUUAAAGGAUCUGACCAGGGUUCAGGUACCAGCACCCUGAGGCUAUUCUGGGAACAAGAUAAAUAGCACGAUUACGUAGAUGAGUUGAUGUGCACAGAAACGUGGUUGCCAUGACAAUGAGGCCGAGCAGGCUGCAGCUCGAGUGUCUACAUAAAAACACACAGUGUACAGCAGAGGCAGCAGCAAUGGAGCAGUACGCUUUGAAUACCAGAUUACACAAGAGAUUUACUGACUCAAAGUUAGAAUGAAGUUUUUAAUCCGGCAUUUUAAAGAUAACACCUAAAACAAGAUAAAUUUCUUUUAAAAUAAGUCUUGAGAGGUCAGAUAAUUCCAUUAAAAGAGACCCAAAAUGUUCAAAGAUUAACACCAAAUAUCACUCCUAAAUGACUGAAAAACAACAAAUCAAUCCCAGUUUAGCGCUAACUUAAACAUUUCAAGUUAUUCGCCCAAGUUUUGACUCUGUUCUGUGUAGUAUUCAGUAACAUUCAAAGGCAAAUAUUACAAAUAAUGGUCGAUUAAAAAUGCUUUCUAACUCAGACUUCCUUGCCAACUAAUGUGGCAAGAAAGAUUAGUCUGUCCACUUAAUGCUAAGUGGACCUACAGUCACUACACAAAUAUCCAUCCAUCCAUCCAUUUUCUGUUCACCCUUGUCCCUAAUGGGGUCGGGAGGGUUGCUGGUGCCAAUCUCCAGCUACGUUCCGGGCGAGACCCUGGACAGGUCGCCAGUCUGUCGCAGGGCACUACACAAAUAGAUUGAUAUAAAUAAAGGAAGAAACUGGUGAAUGCUGCUCAUUUAAGUAUGAUAGUUUGAUCAAUUGCAUAUGAAUAUUAAGUACUCUUAUUUUUCUUUGAUUUUCUUUUAGCCUAAAAUCACUUGCCAUUUCUACAACUGAGUAACUCGUGUUAAAUUGUAUUCAGUUUUUUAGCUCAGUGUAACCAUAUCCAUUUCCAUACCCAACAUUAAGAAAUAUGUCAAAAAAAAAAAAAAAAAAAAGUGAAACAAAAGACAGCUCAGAAAGCAGUCAUAAUUUGUCACAAUCAUGAUGUUAAAUUGGGAAAGCAAAACCCAGGGGAAAAUGAAGACAUUAUCAACCUAAUUAGUGAUAGCAAAGUCUCCUGCUCAAAUUUAUACAGUGAAGAUUUAUAUGCCCAUUUAAUCCCUUUGUUAUAAAGGAAAAUUUUAAGAGACCUGGAAAACCCUCCUAAACAUGUUUGAAUGCAUCAGUAUGGCUAAUUGCUUCACUUUUUUUAUUUUUAGCUCAUCCAGGAUUCCAGCUCCGACAUUUUUUGUUGCAUCACUCUGUCCUUUUUUUAGAAAUCCGCUCUACAUAUUUUGUAUUUUUAAAUAAAAAAAUCCCAGCAGUAUAGCCUUGACACAAUAACAAACAUAGGAGACUCAGAACUUCCAGAAAUUACUGGUUUCCUGGCACUUGCUAUUUUCUAUAAUUGUUUGAUUUUAUUGUUGCUAUCAUGUCCAAUUUCUCAGAGCAGUAGAAAGCUCAAAUGGAGUGAUGUCAUUUUGUUAAUUUAGAAAAGCUGAAAAUAAACAUGGUAACAUGAGUCCCUGUUUUGUGUUGGGACAAGAUACUUUUCAGAUAUUAGCCUAAUUAUUGCUCCACUACUUUGUUGAUUUAAUUGGAUUGAGAAUAACAAAAUCCUAGAGAGCUAUGGCAGUCUCUUAUUUUGUGCAGCAGUAUUUAAGCUACAAUACUUCUGUGCAUGUAAACAGGAGACAUUGGAAUUUAAUUUUGAAUUACAUUGACGAUAUAUACAUAUCUCCUGUCAUUCCCUAUCUCUGCUUAUCUUGACAUGUGUUAAAAUAUGUGCACCUUAUUGAACCUAAGUGUAUAAUUUCCCCACAUAUGAAGGAGCAUGCUUUAAAACAUUACUGUAAUAUUUUAAAUUUGACAGGCACAGGGUUUCUAUGGUACAGUCUGAAAUAAGAAAAGUCAAAAGGAAGUUAAACUCCAUGUGUCUGACUGUGGUUCCUUCCUCUUAGAUGACAGCAUUUUUUUUUCUGGCAUCUUAUUUAUAUUUCAUGCUUCUGUUUGUCUUUGUUCACUUGUCAGACUGCAAAAAGAAAUGGAAGUGAACCCCACUGACUGCACAAUGAGGUCUGACAUGGAUCCAAAACUAAACCUUGCCAAAUCUGAGCAAAGAAAAUAAAAAAAUAAAAGCCCACUAUAAUAUAGUUAUCUGGAUCAGCUGAAUAUUUAUGUCCAUUUAUUGAAUGAAUUUCUAUGUGAUCACAAUUCUUUGUUCUUUUGUGCUUGUUAUGCAAUGGAAAAAGUUGAUUUUACAUUUGUAAACUAGAAGUAUUCAAUCAUUAACUUUGUUGAUGUGCAGAAUAUGUACAAUAAUACAAGCUUAU